AACACAGCUUGUGCUACAAGCAGUACCAUUCACUUUUGCAUGCCUCUGACCUGCAGUGGUUUCACUGAUGAACUCGUCAAAGUGAGUGGCAAAAAUCUGUGCUCUUUGACAUAGGAAAUAAAAGUCUAGUAAGAUUGAAAAGGAUAAGAAACAAGAAGAUAGACAUGAGAGGGUAAUGAUAAAGAACUGCAGGAGCUUGAGUGAAAUCUGGUUGAUUGUUUUGCUUCCCACCGGUCACAAGGUCUCCAAGAGAAAAAAAGUCUUACUGACUAGCUGGGCAUAUGGGCCAGACCAUACUGUAACUUGGGACCUUCUUCAGGUGUUACCUACUGGUGAGGAUGGAAACACAGACCAGGAAGUCACCUUUCCCUCAUCUGUAUAUGGAGAACUGAAUCUUUUGUACUCUGUUGUUUUGUGCUUGAAUACAGUUCUGGAGAACCUCUCAACAUGAAUGCUACUGACAGUGGGAUCAGCAGUCUCUGUGCAAUAUGUGGAGACCGAGCAACUGGAAAACAUUAUGGUGCUUCCAGUUGUGAUGGGUGCAAAGGAUUCUUUAGACGCAGUAUACGGAAAAAUCAUGUUUAUACAUGCAGGUUCAGCCGGCAAUGUGUUGUUGACAAGGACAAAAGGAAUCAGUGCAGAUAUUGUCGUUUAAAAAAAUGUUUUCGAGCAGGAAUGAAAAAAGAAGCUGUACAAAAUGAACGGGACAGGAUAAGUACAAGAAGAAAUACUUUUGAUGGCUGCAACAUUCCCUCUAUUAGCACAUUGUCACAAGCUGAGGCACUUUCCCGUCAGAUCUCAGUCUCCAGUCCUGGUGCAAGCACUGACAUAAAUGCUAAGAAAAUUGCUGGUAUUAGUGAUGUCUGUGAAUCUAUGAAGCAGCAACUUUUGGUCCUGGUGGAAUGGGCUAAAUAUAUUCCUGGCUUCUGUGAAUUACCACUGGAUGACCAGGUUGCACUGCUGAGAGCGCAUGCUGGGGAGCACCUGUUGCUUGGAGCAGCAAAACGGUCCAUGGCAUAUAAGGACAUUUUACUUUUAGGUAACAACUACAUAAUCCAUCGCAACAGUACUGAAGUGGAGAUCAGCCGAGUGGCAAAUCGAAUCCUAGAUGAACUAGUUCGACCCUUCCAGGAAAUUCAGAUAGAUGACAAUGAGUAUGCCUGCUUGAAAGCGAUUGUGUUUUUUGAUCCAGAUGCAAAAGGCCUGAGUAAUCCAGUGAAGAUUAAGAACAUGCGGUACCAAGUCCAAAUCAGUUUAGAAGAUUAUAUCAAUGACCGUCAAUAUGACUCCCGAGGAAGAUUUGGAGAGCUUUUGCUUUUACUGCCUACACUCCAGAGUAUCACUUGGCAAAUGAUUGAGCAAAUACAACUGGUUAAACUAUUUGGAAUUGUUAAAAUUGACAGUUUGCUUCAGGAAAUGUUACUGGGAGGUACUUCUAAUGAUGCCAGUCAUUUACAUCAUCCAGUACAUCCUCACUUAGCCCAAGAUCCAUUAACUGGCCAAACUAUCCUCAUAAGUUCAAUGUCUGCUCCUGUACAUGCAGAACAGAUUUCAACACCAGAAACUCCAUUACCUUCUCCUCCUCAAGGCUCUGGACAAGAAUACAAAAUGUCUUCAAAUCAGGCUUCAGAAUGGGGUGAUUCUUCUGGAUUUCCUGGAACCUGGACAAACCAUCAACUCUGACUGCUACAUGAUGAGAUUGACUAAGCCGAAGGCUCAAACUUCCAGAGUCAGACCAGAGAAGAAGACAACCUUUCUCCUGCAACACAGUAAUGCCAGGCCCCAUACCAGUUUGAAGAUCAUGGAACACACAACCAAUCUUGGCAGGACUGUCCUAUCAAACCCACCAUAUAGUCCAUAUUUGGUGUCUUUUGACUUCCAUCUAUUUGGGCUGAUGUAAGAUGGACUGCAUAGCCAACAUUUUUCUAUCAACAGUGUCACAGAAGCUGUGAAACAGUGGGUCACCUCCACUGGUGCAAAUAUUUAUAGGUAUGCAGGCUCAUGCUCAUCACUGGCAAAAAUGCAUUGCUAAAGGUGGUGACUGUUGAAAAAUAGCAUCUUGUAACUGAUAAUUUGCUCUAUCAAAUACUAUUUUUGUACUCCUGUUGUAGUUUCCAUGAAAUAAAUAGGAGGCAUUGCUUUCAGAGUGACCUACAUAUUUAUAUUGUAGAUCUAUGUCUGGAGAGAGAUGAUUUGCUAACUCAAGUGAUAGACAUGUCUGAAUUUAACUCCAGAUGUUCUUCAUUUGAGCCAUGGUAUUUCAAGCUAUGAAGAUAGCCAGCAUAUCCUGUACUUUCUGUUUGGAUUUCAAACUCAGAAUUUUCAGUUUUUUGAUAUGAAUUGACUUACUGUGAUGAGUCACCUUUGACUCCUCUUCCUCCUUUCCUAGUUUUGAAGGAUCCAGAAUUGAUUGAAAUUUUCCUUCCGGAGUUUAACUAAUCUGGAUAUAGACCCUCUGUCAGUUUGCACAAAGUGGCCAUUGUGACACAUACUCACAUGGGCAUAUAUGCACUAAGAAUUUUUGAAAAUUAUCUGUUAUAAAACAUAAAGUGAUUAUUUUGCUCAUACAGUAAUGAUAUUGUAAGAAAAUUGCCACUUUGCACAUUUUAUUUAUUCCAGACAGCAUUGCUUUUCUUUUAAUACCUCAAAGUAGGUUGUUUUUCGUUUCUUUUUUUUUCCCCCAGAAGCUAUAUAAGAAAUAAACAGAAAAAAUAUUUGCAGUUUGCUGAACCAUGGCAAAGAUGAAACACAAUGGAGUCAGAAAUUCUGCAAGGUGAGAAGUUGUUCAUCCUGAAUCAGACAUUUGCCUUAAUCACAGCAUCCAAAGAUGGUAUAACUAAACCACUGGCCUUUAAAGUUACUCAAACAAAUAUAUAUGAUUCUUCACGUACUUUUUUUUUUUUUUUUUUUUUUUUUUUUUCAGGCAGAAAAUACACAGUAAAUACUAAAUAUGACCUAAACAUUUAAAGGGCUUUAAUGAAAAUACAUUUACCACAUGGUAGAUGCUGUGUUUCUUCUUGUUAUUUUGAAGUAGUUGCUUUUGUACCUAGGUCUGCAUACAGUAGCUCUUAAAGUUUACUUUUUGCUUUGUAGAAUGUGUUUUUCUUUUUGCUGGUUAUUGUUUACUUGUUUUUGUUUUUGUUUUUUAUCAAUCCAUUGCUCCUUUUACUAGACCCUUUUAGUAAGACUUUUUACGGCAGAAUAAAGUACCAGAGUUUUGACAUUAACUUUAGGGGGAUCAGAACUGUGCUGUUUCUCCACGUAGUUCACCAGCACUUUGUGAGAAAACAGAUAGAGCAUGCAUGAGACACCCAAAUAUUGACUGAGGUCACUUUUGUGACCGCCUUACAGAAAGUGAAUGUUUAGCUGUGGCUGGAUAUGCGUGACUUUACUGGAUCAGAUUAAUUAAGCCGGUUUUGUGAAUGUGACAGGAUCAGUCUGACUAAAUAAAAGUAACUUGAAAUAUAAAAUGGCCCCCAAGUUGGGUACCCCUGCCUUAUAUAAGCAAUUAACGUAAUAACAUAAUGGGUUUAGUUUUUCACACUGUUGUUUAGAUAUUAAAUGUACAAUUACAUGGUUUCACACACUGCCAAAAUGUACUGGAUGAAAAACAUACUUUAGUAUUUUAUCUUACUAAAAGAUGUUAUCUAUUUUGUACAAUAUAUUACAUUUUUGAAUAAGAGGAACACCACUGUAAUUUAUUGGGAAAAGCUGAUUUAUUUUAUAAAUGUAACAUUAUUUUUGUAAGCUUAAUUAUUCAAAAUCAAAAAUGAUUAGCUUUGUUAAAUAUUAAAUUAUAAUAAGAUGUAACUUUAUAUGUUUGAACUCUGAUACCAAGUUUUUGUUUUGAGCAUUUGGAAUUGAAAUGGUUUCUGGAAAUAUUUCAAAUGGACUGUUUUUCAUCAAAAUUCAAUAAAGAAAAAUGAAUGAUCCAAAUGA
Gallus gallus (chicken) is the source of this 3939-nucleotide messenger RNA. It is a transcript of the gene HNF4G, whose product is annotated as hepatocyte nuclear factor 4 gamma. Gene Ontology annotation, biological process: cell differentiation; anatomical structure development; regulation of transcription by RNA polymerase II. Gene Ontology annotation, molecular function: RNA polymerase II cis-regulatory region sequence-specific DNA binding; nuclear receptor activity; zinc ion binding. NCBI's taxonomy places the organism in Eukaryota, Metazoa, Chordata, Aves, Galliformes, Phasianidae. The coding region runs from base 448 to 1683 and encodes 411 amino acids. The transcript has 12 exons. The record is from RefSeq and is a predicted model, not a curated record.